AUGGCGUCAGAUCGUCGAUUUUCUGUAACUCUGUCCGAGGAUGAUCUACGUCCGCAUUUAAGGAAGCCAAAACCACUCAAGCCACCUAAACCACAACAAUCAAGUGAAAUUGAAGAACUGAUUAGAAGAAAUGAGAAGCGGGAAGAGGCGAAGAAAGAGGUAAAACGUCGUAUUGAAGAAGAGGAAAAAGCGAAGGAACAGAGGAAGAGAGAUGAAGAAAUUCGUAGAGAAACUCAUGAAUUGUUGGUUAUUAGGGAAUUGAGCAAUAAUCGGAAUGAUAUAGAAAUGCCUAGCAUUCCAAAGCUUGGCCGGCGUGUGAACAAUUUUCAGUAUUUUAAAUGGGAUUCUGAUGAAGAAAUUCCAAUUAUUCCAGAAGAAAGAAGACCCGCUUCGGUUAGCAGAUUGCCACCAGCGACAAGGGCAUCCACUCUUUGUGAGCUAUGCACAUUGGCUUCACGAUUGCUUGAUAAAUCCAGUGCUCCGACAAGAAGUGCAGCGUGUGCACACGUAGAUGCUUUUGUGGGCACUUCAUCGUCUUCUCAUUAUCACAAUUUUUAAUGUUUCAAGAAAA
Molecule: messenger RNA, 571 nt
Organism: Caenorhabditis elegans
Lineage: Eukaryota; Metazoa; Nematoda; Chromadorea; Rhabditida; Rhabditidae
Gene: C03C10.7
Exons: 4
Coding region: 1-558 (185 amino acids)
Source: RefSeq, marked reviewed